AUGCCCAGCUAUGCGAUGCUGGUUUUCCUUUUGCCACAAGGAAUUUGUAGGGAGAUUGAAACCUUGAUGAAUGAGUACUGGUGGACCGGAACUGUGGGGAAUGGCAGGGGUUUAAGAUGGAGAUCAUGGUCUGGCUUGACAGCUCCAAAAACGGCUGGAGGGAUGGGUUUCCGUUCUCUUCAUGAAAUGAACUUGGCUUUAUUGGGGAAGCAAGCUUGGAUAUUAGUCACUAACCCCACGUCUUUGGUGGCGCAGGGCACAAGGUGGGAUGUGAAUCGUAUUCAGAAUACUUUUGAAAACCGUGACGCCAAGUUAAUUCUGAAUAUACCCAUCUUAGUUAGGAAGAUAAGGGACUCGUGGUACUGGUACUGGGAUGCGAAAGGAGCUUAUACUGUCAAGACAUGCUAUAAGCGGUUGAAGGGUGAGUUAACUAAUGUCCGGCCUUGGUCUCGUUUAUGGAAUGUUAAUGUGUCACCGAAAGUUAAGCACUUUUGUGGGCAGAGGGAACCAGAGAGUGCAUUCCACUUGUUUGCACAAUGUACUGAGGUGACGAAACUCUGGGGUCUGAUUGGCGUUCCAGCAAACGGAACAAUGUAUGGUAAUGUUAUUGACUGGUUUUUUGCCUUAUUAUCUAGCUUGAAUGGUGAACGGUUAGAAAGAUUUAUAGUGGCGAGUUGGGGUUGGCAGAGCCGUAAUAAUUGUGUGUGGAAAGGAAUUUUUGAUGCUGAUUUAAUGGCCACCGUACUGGGGGGAAGUGUAGGUUGGUCACGGCCGGAAGAGGGAAGGUUGAAGUUGAACACGGACGCUUUGCUUAAUGUAGUAGCUGGUACUAUGGGGUUUGGUUGGGUUUUACACUUUUACGUGAUCAUCAUGGAGGGUUCUUGGCGGCGAAGAACAUGCAUGCUUGUACAUGGGUCUUACACCAUCAAUGAAGCUGAAGCAAUAUGCCUACGAGAGGCUCUAAGCUGGCUAAAGAAUACGGGGAUGGGCGGAGUGGAUGUGGAUAUGGACUCGCAAAACGUUUUUUAUUCUAUUUUUAGUCAUACUUUUAAUUCAACUUUUGGUUUUAUUAUUGAUGAUGUUAAAGAAUUGGCAUCGAUGAUUGAUGAUGUUAAAUUCUGUUUUACUAAACGAUCUGCGAACUAUGCUGCUCACACUGUUGCUAGAGAGGCUACUUCUGAUGCAGGUUGUGGGGAGUGGUUUGAUACCCCUCCUUCUUUCUUGGUGAACUGUCUUUUACGUGAUUUAAUGCAUUGA
Molecule: messenger RNA, 1257 nt
Organism: Ipomoea nil (Japanese morning glory)
Lineage: Eukaryota; Viridiplantae; Streptophyta; Magnoliopsida; Solanales; Convolvulaceae
Exons: 4
Coding region: 1-1257 (418 amino acids)
Molecular function (GO): RNA-DNA hybrid ribonuclease activity; nucleic acid binding
Source: RefSeq, a predicted model, not a curated record